Diceros bicornis minor is the source of this 4633-nucleotide messenger RNA. It is a transcript of the gene FGD6, whose product is annotated as FYVE, RhoGEF and PH domain containing 6. Gene Ontology annotation, cellular component: cytoplasm. Bases 171 to 4478 code for a protein of 1435 amino acids. NCBI's taxonomy places the organism in Eukaryota, Metazoa, Chordata, Mammalia, Perissodactyla, Rhinocerotidae. The record is from RefSeq and is a predicted model, not a curated record. Gene Ontology annotation, molecular function: metal ion binding; guanyl-nucleotide exchange factor activity. The transcript is spliced from 21 exons.
UGGAGCCGACCGCAUCCUUUGUGCGGCGCUCGCGUUGCGCCGCGGGGCCGCGGGACGGAAUGUGGGCGCCGCGGGGGCUUUUCUCUUUUGCUUAAACUCUUGAAACAAUGGACUGAAAGGGGAACAUGGACUGAGGGGGGCGAGGGAGAAGCGAGCUGCACAGGGAAAUCAUGACUUCUGCCGCCGAGAUUAAGAAGCCACCCGUGGCCCCCAAGCCAAAGUUUGUGGUGGCAAAUAAUAAGCCAUCUCCACCUCCUGUUGCACCUAAACCUGAUAUUGUGAUUUCUAGUGUUCCACAGUCAACAAAGAAAACUAAACCAGCAAUAGCCCCAAAACCAAAAGUUCCGAAGGGCUCACCUGUUCGAGACACCGGGCAGUCACCAUCAAGGAGAGUCAUCGUGAACCUGGAAGACCAUGAACAGGAAUUACCUGAAAGCACUGACAACUCUAAUUGCAAAAAUAUAGGGCAUCAGAGCAGUGGUUAUAUUUUAGCAACAUGUUCCUGCAGUUCUGAGUGUAUGCAUAAGCUUGGGAAUAGAGAAAAUUUGUGUGUAAAGCAGUUUGUCUUAGAGCCCGUAGAAAUGCGUGAAAAUUUAGAAAAUAGUAAAAUUGAUGAGUCCCUUUCAGCUAUAAAAACAAGGAGUAAAUGUGAUUCUAGUGGUGAAAAGGUCAAGAGCCAGGGUGGAGUCAUUUUAAAGGCAAGCAUCCUAGAAGAGAAGCUCAGAGAUGUUUUAACACAACGAACAUCACCUUUUAUUUCUCCACAGAAGCACAGAUCCACAGACAGCCCAGAAAUUAAUGAUAGCUGUAAUCCCAACAGACAAUUCAGAAUUGAAUUUGCAGAUUUGUCACCUUCCCUGUCCAGCUUUGAAAGAGUUCCCGAUCAUCACUGUUGCCACCUACAGCUUCCUGGUGAUGAAUUUCAAAAUUUUGAAACUUGUCGGGAUAGCAGUGAAAAAAGCAAUAUUUGCUUUCGUUCAUCUGAACAAGAAGCUCUGGAAAAUGGUAAAAGGAGUGCUUUUUUAUCUUCAGACGGAGUUGGUAAGAAAUCAGAAGUCAAAGAUCUCGGUCCCUUAGAAAUUCAUUUAGUACCGUAUACCCAAAAAUUUCCAACUCCCAAGCCCAGAAAGACACGUGCUGCUCGCCUGUUACGCCAGAAGUAUAUAGAUACUCCUAGUGAAAGUACUGAAGAACCAGAGAAUUUAGGGAGAAGCUCUUCUUGUCUUUCCGAAGAUAAUUUGAAAAACAAUAAAAUCGAUGUUCUUCAUCAGAAUGUUUUGUGUAACCAGGAACAGGUGGACAAAGUGAAGCUAGGCAAUAACAGUGAAUGGAACGUGGACUCCAACAGUGACAGACAGAACUUAGUUGAUACACAGAAAGCUGUGUGUUAUAGAACAUCUUCCUCUGAAAAAAUGGCACCUCCUUUAGAUACAGACUCUAAUUUGAGUUUGGACAGCAAGACAGUAGAUGGUUCUAGUGUAUCACUUGCUGAGGACAAAGAGACCAGUUUUAUAAGAUGCAGUACUCUAUCUAUGAGCCUGCCUAAGCAGCUCAAACUAACUUGCAGUGAACAUUUGCCUACUGCCUGUAACCCAGGAGUGUCUGCCCCUGAAAUGCAGAAGGAAUCUACAAUAAAAGAUGAAAGUUCCUCAAGAAUUGCCCCCAAAAAACCUCAAAGACACAGCUUGCCUGCUGCAGGAUUGCUUAAAAAGGCUGCCUCAGAGGAGCUCGUGGAGAAAAGUUGUUAUCCCUUAAAUGAGGAAAAAAAUUCAGAGAGAGGUCUAGAAAGAAAUCACCUUCAACAUUUGUGUGCCCAAAGUUAUGGUGUGUCGUCCUCCUUUGAUAUGCCUAAACGAGCUUCAGAAAAGCCAGUGUGGAAAUUACCUCAUCCUAUUUUACCCUUUUCAGGGAACCCAGAAUCCUUAAAGUCUGUCACCAUAUCUUCAAAUAGUGAACCUUCAACUGCUCUGACCAAGCCUCGAGCAAAAUCAUUAUCUGCUAUGGACGUGGAAAAGUGCACUAAGCCUUGCAAAGACUCUCAAAAGAAAAACUCUUUAAAGAAGUUGCUCAACAUGAAGCUGUCCCUCUGUUUCAUGAAGAGUGACUUCCAGAAAUUUUGGUCCAAGAGUAGCCAACUCGGGGACACAACUGCAGGCAGCCUCUCGGGUAGGGAGCCAAAAGGGAUUGAAAGUGAUUGGCAUGGCCUGUUGGUAGGAGAAGAGAAGAGAAGUAAACCCGUCAAGGCGUAUUCCAUAGAAAACUACAGCCUGGAAUCCCAAAAGAAGAGGAAGAAGUCUCGAGGCCAGACCAGUGCAGCUAAUGGACCAAGAGCUGAGUCUUUGGAUGACCAAAUGCUCUCCAGGGAGUCAUCAUCUCAGGCGUCUUGCAAAUCUCUUACAAGUGUCUGUGCACCGGAGUAUGAAAAUGUACGCCAUUAUGAGGAAAUCCCAGAGUAUGAGAACUUGCCAUUUAUUAUGGCUGUAGGGAAAACUCCAGAGUUGGAAUGGCAGAAUUCCAGCAGCGUGGAGGACAGUGAUGCAAAUGUGUACGAGGUAGAAGAGCCAUAUGAAGCUCCAGAUGGCCAGCCACAGCCUGGACCCAGACAUCAGCAUUCCAGCAGUUCUAGAGCAUCCCAGGAGGAGCACAAUGACCUGGAUCUUGGUCUUGGUGACCUUCCUUCGGAUGAGGAGGAAGUCAUCAACAGUUCUGAUGAAGACGAUGUCAGCUCUGGUUCUAGUAAAGGGGAGCCUGACCUGCUGGAAGAUAAACAGGAUGAAGAUACUGGAAUGAAAAGUAAAGUCCAUCAUAUUGCCAAGGAGAUCAUGAACUCAGAGAAAGUAUUUGUGGAUGUGUUAAAACUUUUGCAUAUUGAUUUCCGGGAUGCGGUAGCCCAUGCUUCCAGGCAACUUGGGAAACCAGUGAUUGAGGACCGGAUCCUAAAUCAGAUCCUGUACUACUUGCCUCAGCUGUAUGAGCUCAACCGGGAUCUCUUGAAGGAACUGGAGGAAAGAAUGUUGAACUGGACUGAACAACAAAGAAUUGCUGAUAUCUUUGUAAAGAAGGGGCCAUACCUAAAAAUGUAUUCCACAUACAUCAAAGAAUUUGAUAAGAAUAUAGCUUUGCUGGAUGAACAGUGCAAGAAAAACCCAGGUUUUGCUGCUGUUGUUAGAGAAUUUGAGAUGAGCCCUCGCUGUGCUAAUCUGGCCCUCAAGCACUACCUGCUCAAGCCGGUUCAGAGGAUCCCCCAGUACAGGCUGCUGCUGACAGAUUAUUUGAAAAAUCUCUUAGAAGACUCUGGAGAUUACAGAGACACUCAAGAUGCCCUUGCUGUUGUUAUAGAGGUAGCCAACCACGCCAAUGACACCAUGAAACAGGGAGAUAACUUUCAGAAGCUUAUGCAAAUUCAGUACAGCUUAAAUGGACACCAUGAAAUAGUGCAGCCUGGAAGGAUUUUUCUCAAAGAAGGAAUUCUGAUGAAGCUAUCUCGGAAAGUCAUGCAGCCCCGAAUGUUUUUCCUGUUUAAUGACGCCCUGUUGUACACAACACCGGUGCCAUCUGGGAUGUAUAAACUGAACAACAUGCUCUCAUUGGCUGGAAUGAAGGUCAGAAAACCCACCCAAGAAGCAUAUCAGAAUGAACUAAAGAUUGAAAGUGUAGAACGUUCCUUUAUCCUCUCAGCCAGUUCUGCCACAGAAAGGGAUGAAUGGCUAGAAGCGAUUUCCAGGUCAAUAGAAGAGUAUGCCAAGAAAAGAAUCACAUUCUAUCCUAGUAGGAGUCUUGAUGAGGCAGACUCAGAAAAUAAAGAGGAAGUUAGUCCUCUUGGAUCAAAGGCUCCCAUCUGGAUUCCUGAUACUAGAGCCACAAUGUGUAUGAUCUGCACAAGUGAAUUUACUCUAACCUGGAGACGACACCACUGCCGGGCCUGCGGAAAGAUUGUAUGCCAAGCUUGUUCAUCAAAUAAGUAUGGCCUAGAUUACCUGAAAAAUCAACCAGCAAGAGUAUGUGAACAUUGUUUCCAAGAACUGCAGAAAUUAGCUCACCAGCACACCCCUAAGAUUGGAUCUCCCGGAAAUCACAAAUCUCCUUCAAGUGCCUUAUCAUCAGUCUUACAUAGUAUUCCAUCAGGGAGGAAACAGAAAAAAAUCCCGGCUGCUCUCAAAGAAGUAUCAGCAAACACAGAAGAUUCUUCUAUGAGUGGCUACUUGUACAGAUCAAAGGGCAAUAAAAAACCUUGGAAACACUUGUGGUUUGUCAUAAAAAACAAAGUGCUAUAUACGUACGCUGCAAGUGAGGACGUGGCAGCUUUGGAGAGUCAACCUUUACUAGGAUUCACUGUCACUCAAGUCAAAGAUGAGAAUUCAGAGUCUAGAGUAUUUCAGUUACUGCACAAAAACAUAUUAUUUUAUGUAUUCAAAGCAGAUGAUGCUCACUCAGCUCAGAAGUGGAUAGAAGCAUUUCAGGAAGGCACAAUAUUGUAGCAGUAUUGGUUUCAUCUCUUCUGUGAUUCCAAAAGGGUGGAAUUUCGUCCGAAUGGAGUCAAUGCAGUACGAAAAUUUUAUAUAAAUGAACACUGCCAGGAUAAAUCCAACCAAAAUCUUCAUCAGAUAUAAGAAAUUAUUUUGUUAGGUAUAAG